Molecule: messenger RNA, 1200 nt
Organism: Otolemur garnettii (small-eared galago)
Lineage: Eukaryota; Metazoa; Chordata; Mammalia; Primates; Galagidae
Product: butyrophilin-like protein 3
Exons: 9
Coding region: 1-1200 (399 amino acids)
Biological process (GO): T cell receptor signaling pathway; regulation of cytokine production
Cellular component (GO): external side of plasma membrane
Molecular function (GO): signaling receptor binding
Source: RefSeq, a predicted model, not a curated record
AUGGCCCUCAUGCUUGCUUUGGUCCUCAGUCUUCUCCGGCUGGUGUCAGGUCAGUGGCAGGUGAUUGGGCUGGACAGGCCUGCACAGGCCUUAGUGGGGGAGGACGUGCUGUUCUCCUGCUUCCUCUCCCCGGAGACAAAUGCAGAGGCCAUGGAAGUGCGGUUCUUCAAGAAUAAGCUCUAUGCUGUAGUCCACCAAUACAGGGAUGGGAAAGAUCAGGAACAUAUGAAGAUGCCAGACUACAGAGGGAGAACUGUGUUUUUCAAGGACUUCCUUGCCAAAGGGCAUGUCUCCCUGAGACUGCAGAAAGUCACCCCCUUGGACGCUGGCCUGUAUGGGUGCUGGUUCAGAUCUCAGACUUACGAACAAGAAGCCAUCUGGGAGCUGCAGGUGUUAGAGAUGGGCUCAACUCCUCUCAUUUCCAUCAAGGGCUUUGUUGAUGGAGGCAUCCGGCUACACUGCCAGUCCUCUUUCCAGCCCUCAUCUUGGCGCCUGCCUUCUAUUUUACUCAUAUUCCUCGUCUUUGGCCUAUGUGCUGCUUUCAUUGGGCUGAGGAUUUCUUUCUCCAAAUCUCAGGGGAAAAUCCAGACAAAAGUGCGAGAACUCAGAGAAAGCCUGGACUAUGAAGGCAUGGACAGACAGGCAGAAUGGAGAGAGGCCCGGAAACAUGCAGUGGAGGUGACUCUGGACAUGGACACGGCUCACCCUCAGCUCUACAUUUCUGAUAUGAAAGCCAUAUCCUGCAGGAGUCAUCCCCAGGAAGUGCCCGACUCGGAAAAGAGAUUUAAGAGGAAGUGUGUUGUGGCUUCUCAGGGUUUCCGGCAAGGGAAACAUUACUGGGAAGUAGAUGUGGGAUUCCAUAAAAGAUGGUACUUGGGAGUGUGCCGGGACGAUGUGGAAAGGAAAGUGUGUAUAAGUUUGUGUCCCACAAAUGGGUACUGGGUCUUUGGACAGUGGGGACACCAACAGUAUUUCACAUUUAAUCCCUCAAAAUUCAGCCUCUUCCUAAGAACUCCCCCUACACGAGUUGGCAUCUUCCUGGACUAUGAAGAUGGGGCCAUCUCCUUCUUUAAUAUAAAUGACCAGUCCCUCAUUUAUAAGAUGGAGCAUCAGUUUGAAGGUGUGCUGCGGCCCUUCUUCGAGAUUUAUGAGGGGGAAACUGUAAAUCCCAUAUAUAUCUGUCCAGUGUCCCUGAGAUGA